CCUCCCUGUUUCAAAUGAUGGCAUGCUUGCCACAGUUCUUUGAAUCGGACGGCGGAGGCUCUCUCUAAUCGGGCGGAAGAAUUUCCGGCGAAGACGGGGAACACCGUCCGCACCCGGCGGUCGGCCAUGGCUGCCUCUACGGCUAGGAAUUCCUCCUCUGCUUGCGUAACAAGGGACUCCAUCUUGCUGCAGGCGUACGGCGACACGCCGGAAUUCCGCCUCAACUCCGAGCAGGUCCGAUACUGCUCCCAAGCCCUUCAGCUUCUCAGGAGCAAGGUCCGUUCACAGGAAAGGCUCCAUCAGGAGUUUGACGCCCUUCAGGCUAGCAGGUUGAGAAAGAGUGAGAUGCAGAGGAGAUGCAAGGUUGCUCUUGAAAUUGCCAAUUCAGAAAAAAACCGUUAUAUAGAUGUUUUACCAUUUGAUGAUUCAAGAGUUGUUCUUGACUCAAGUAAGGAUAACAAGUUGAUGGGAAAUGGAUAUAUCAAUGCAAGCUUCAUCAGGCCUGCAACUGGUGGGAACCUUUCUUGCUUUAUAGCUACACAAGGUCCUUUACCAGAAACUGUUGAGGAUUUCUGGGAAAUGGUAAACCAGUGCCACGCCCCUGUGGUUGUUAUGCUCACUCGACUGGUUGAUAAUUACAAGGUGGUGAAGUGUGGUGACUAUUUCCAUCCUGAGGAAGGUUCUAGGCAAUUUGGGAAGAUUUGUGUCACCACAAAGCAUAUGAAGAUAUGUGAUACUUCCUUAGUGUUGCGCUACAUGGAGGUCAAUAAUCAAGAGUCAAAUGCUGCGCCGCUGCCUGUACUACAUUUGCAGUAUCCUGAUUGGCCUGAUCAUGGAGUGCCUGUUGAUACUCGAGCUGUUCGUGAUAUUCUGAAGAGGCUUUAUCAUCUUCCAGCAGAACUGGGCCCUUUGGUUGUGCAUUGCAGUGCUGGUAUAGGAAGGACCGGUGCAUUCUGUACCAUCCUUCACACAGUCCAAAGAAUACUAACUGGUGACAUGUCAGCCGUUGAUCUUGAUAAAACAAUCAUUGGGCUCAGAUCACAGCGAAUUGGAAUGGUCCAGACAAAGGAUCAAUUUUUCUUUUGUUAUGCAGCUAUCAUUGAUGAAUUAGAAGACCUGCUCGCACAGACCAUAUUAUAACUGAAAAGCAGCUGAAGACUGACAGUGGUUUCAUUUGACCUGUAGAUACCAUUAGAAACAGAAAAUGGAGGAUACUUUUAGCUUUCACCACAGGCAUUUUCUUCCUGUUCAUGCCGAAGACCUUGGGGGGUCAUCACGCGACACUGAAGCUGUAACACCUUCAUGAUCGAAUCGUUUUGUAUCCCUAACAAUAUGUUUUACAUCCAUGAAAGCUGCGUAUAAACACAGUAGCAAACCAGAGAAAUUCUUGCUGGGUAUUUCGUUUGUAUGAUAUGGAAAUGAGGUGCUGAGCUUGCUCGCGGUGUCCUGUCAUGCAAGGGCAAGGCUUGUUAACAUAUCUCAACUUCUGAAAAAUGAAAAAAUCCCCCAAUUUUUUUUUUCUUUAA
Nymphaea colorata (pocket water lily) is the source of this 1526-nucleotide messenger RNA. Its product is annotated as protein-tyrosine-phosphatase PTP1-like. Gene Ontology annotation, biological process: protein dephosphorylation. The coding region runs from base 127 to 1140 and encodes 337 amino acids. Gene Ontology annotation, molecular function: protein tyrosine phosphatase activity. The record is from RefSeq and is a predicted model, not a curated record. The transcript is spliced from 9 exons. Lineage: Eukaryota; Viridiplantae; Streptophyta; Magnoliopsida; Nymphaeales; Nymphaeaceae.